Messenger RNA from Opisthorchis viverrini, 4535 nucleotides. RefSeq lists its product as hypothetical. Bases 1 to 4443 code for a protein of 1480 amino acids. The transcript is spliced from 21 exons. The record is from RefSeq and is a predicted model, not a curated record. Lineage: Eukaryota; Metazoa; Platyhelminthes; Trematoda; Opisthorchiida; Opisthorchiidae.
AUGGUUGUCACUGGUUCGGAUAACUCUGGUCACUCCAGUCCACUGCAACGAAUAGGGUUGAGUCCACUUGUAAACGAAGAACCCAGUAUAUUGAACAUCGACUCAAUGCCAGGUCUUUCUGGAAGUGUUCUAGAUCCAAGCCUCGACGUGAAGGGUGCUCCGAAAAUUCCAAACCGAGGUCCUACUGAAAAGUCGGUUGAGGCACCGUUGUUGUCCAGUUUCCGUCAACCUACUGGAGAACCAGCUCUGUUAUCGAUCGAAGAAGCAGAGGCAGAAAACCGUGAGAUAGAAAUCGAUCAGGCAGAGCUCAAAUUGCUCGAAGAUGCCUUUGGCGACUUGGACGGUGGUGCAAGCGAGGCCGAGUGCACGGUGCCAACAAAAGCCUGUGCAACAUCGACAAUUGGAGAUGCCCACGUGGAGGAUGAAGAAGGGGACAACUUCGUUGAAGGAGGUUACAAUAGCGGAACCACGGUUUCCUCUUUGACAUCCAACAGUUUGGCCAGCAACAGCCAGCGCGGUGUGAAAGAAUGUGCACCGUCCGAAUUACAACCGAACAAUGACGCUUGUACAGAACACAGCCUAGUCCGAACUCCUCCGCCAGCAGACUUGAAAACCGGCCAGAUUGAUCCCGAACGUGUGGACGUGAGUUCACCACAGAGACCACCACCGAACCAGACUCCCGUCGCCACUUCACCCAUUCGUCCCCGAAAGCGGUUUUCUAAUUUGCCUUGCCUCUCAGGAUUGUCUUCUACGUUGGACACAGAUUUGAGCACAACGCACCUUGCAUCCAAGCUACUGCAUUCUGGCAGAUCUCCUGUCCAGAUCUGGAACCGGACCGAUGAGGUACCCAUAACUGAUGGUGCAGCACUUCUGUCCAACACGGCGAAAACGUUUGAUACUGGUUUCAACGGGCCCCAUAAUGGACAAUCCUCCAAUGAAUGUGGUGAAAACCAGACCGACUCGUCGAUCCGGACAUCAAAUGAUGCCAAACAGACUAUAGGUGUCAAGAUGUCCGGCACAAUAUCAUCUAUUAGUUCACGGCUGCCCAAUAAUUCGAGAUCAGAGGAUGAGCAAAUAAAUCCAGAAGCUAAAAAAGGCAUUGACAAACCUGUAGAUCCUCGUGACCGACUGGAUCAAACGUCAGUACUCGUCAGUCGCCUCCACCUGUCCGAUGUGGAUGGUCUUUUGGAUAUCGUCCACAAAUCGAACGGCCCAACAGAACCAAGCGACGAUAAGGAGAACCGUCCUUUGGACGGCUCUAACCGCAUUGGUCGAAGACUAACCACUCUACAACGUAUUUUGCGCCCCAAUCCAGUUUUUAGCCCCACCACCAUGGCGAGGCCGUCAGACGUUAAACAGACCGCACCGGCAGCAACCUCAAAUUAUCAUCCAUCUCGUCAAGAGCCUGCUAAUACCGAGGCCUAUAAACCCCACCCUCCUUCGACCGCCGAUCUCUUGGCAACAUCCCCUUCAUUGAUGAGCAAUAAACAAUAUGGUGCGGUAACCAGGACCGACACGCCAACUGCAACACGUGCGUUGAGUGAACUACAAUCUGGUCAGCUCUCUACUGGCCGAACAACGACGGACGUUGUAUCUAAGGCCGAUUCGCCAAAGACAACGGAUUUUUCAUCGCAGAGGAAACACAGUGGGACACAACCGGUACUAUUGUCCAACCUGAACUGCCUUGUAUUUUGUGGAGCUGUUUGUGGCCAGAUCCAUCAUCAGCACUUGCUCAUAAAGCACCAGUUACCGAAACCGGUCACACUUCGUUUGCUUGUCUCUCCCGGUGGAGAUGUGUUCAAGCUUACCGACGAACGAGGUUACCUUCUCACUGGACCCCACAGUGUCUGCAUACCACCCGGUCUUGAAUAUCCUGUCCACGUGGCCUAUGUAGCUCGUCAACCUCUGGCCUGGGAUACUGGACAGCUCCGCUUGUCGAUCGAGGACGACUCUACGAAGUCCACGUGGAAGGUACGGCUGAUUGGCUAUUCGAGCAGUUCUCAGUUGGAGUGUUGUUGCUGCACCCGUUUGAAUUCCGAAAUCUAUUGGACCACAGCAACUCCACUUUCGAAUCGCAAAGCCCACAGAAAGUCUUCCAGCUUCGGGUUGAAUAUAGACCCUCCAGCCGUCUUAUCUCCGACGGCGAUGGCAACGAAAGGCACGUCAGUCGCCUGCGUUGUUCUCACGAAUUUCGGCCUUCGAGCUGCAUGGAUUCUGUGCAGUGUCGAACCUCGCGAAACGUGCAGACAGGUAUCGAAUGACAAAGCUGUGGAAAUGGCGACAGGUGCUCUGGUUGAACCGAGUCGCAUGGUCAUUGGUCCCAGACAGUCACAGAAGAUUGUGAUCACAAUGCAACCGGGUGUGGAGUCGGCCCGUGUGACCUUCUUCUACGGCGACGAAGUGCUUCGUCACCAAGUUCGACAACACUACAUCAGACCGCCAAAGUCUGUCGCACGACGACGAAUCGGAAGGCACGUUAAGGUACGGCUGAUUGGCUAUUCGAGCAGUUCUCAGUUGGAGUGUUGUUGCUGCACCCGUUUGAAUUCCGAAAUCUAUUGGACCACAGCAACUCCACUUUCGAAUCGAAAAGCCCACAGAAAGUCUUCCAGCUUCGGGUUGAAUAUAGACCCUCCAGCCGUCUUAUCUCCGACGGCGAUGGCAACGAAAGGCACGUCAGUCGCCUGCGUUGUUCUCACGAAUUUCGGCCUUCGAGCUGCAUGGAUUCUGUGCAGUGUCGAACCUCGCGAAACGUGCAGACAGGUAUCGAAUGACAAAGCUGUGGAAAUGGCGACAGGUGCUCUGGUUGAACCGAGUCGCAUGGUCAUUGGUCCCAGACAGUCACAGAAGAUUGUGAUCACAAUGCAACCGGGUGUGGAGUCGGCCCGUGUGACCUUCUUCUACGGCGACGAAGUGCUUCGUCACCAAGUUCGACAACACUACAUCAGACCGCCAAAGUCUGUCGCACGACGACGAAUCGGAAGGCACGUUAAGGUGAUCGAUCUAAUGGAGGAUUUUACAAACGAGAUUCCGUUUCAAAUAACUGAAAUGCCUCCUCGAAUGCGUCAUCCAGUCAGACCGGAGGACUGGUACCAAGCACUGUCCAAACAGCUGCAUCUGCGUGAACACUUUGUUCUCAACGUCUAUUCCAACGGAUCGUCAUCAAAUGGGACCGAGAAACCAGAUCAGACAGAGUCGCUGACCGAACAGAAACCAGCAUCAGCUGAUUCAUCCCCAACGUUAACCAGCAUCGUAGUCAGAGAGGACGCAUUCGGCGUUGGAAAAUCUGGACGGUACUCUUCGCCAGUCCCAAAAUUUGAAAAUGAUAAACCUCAGGGUUGUUCAAAGACUCCUUUUCGCUCGACUCCUUCAAAGGUGAUUCCACUGUGCCUGGAACCGAAAGACAUACUCGUCCUCCCUAGUUGUCAUGCAGGUGGUCGAAGCCAAGCCGAAUUUCAACUUCGUUUGGAUUCACAUAUGACAGACCAACGAGAUAACCUGUGGCAAGUGGAAUGCACACUACAUCCAUAUAGCAAGGUCAACUGGUCCAAUUGCUCCAAACCGCAGCCUUUUGAAGAACCUGUAUUCAUCUCUCUUCCUUCACCAGUCACACGAAACCAACGUCCGGACAGUGACGGACGUAUAUGCGGUUUGCUGGCACUGGGCGAAGACAAUUCGGAAAUGGCAACACUACGCAUCCCGUUCGAAUUCCGCGCUCCCCCUGUGGCGAAUGUAUACCGUCAAAGAUGGCAGUUAAGCGUGUGGGCCAAACCCUACUACUCUCAUAUUUCGUCAGAAAUAUCCGCUACGAAUCUUAUUGAUUUUGUCAAAGUGGACACCACCUGCCAAAACGGGUCGAAUGCACAGUUUGAUGUGGUCUUGGAGGGUCAGUGUCUUUCCGUCUCAACAACUAUGCGAUCUGGACCCCACUCGCCUGUGUUCGGUCCCGUUCGCACAAUGGCACCCGUCGUUAACGAAACGAAUCUGGUUAGGUCAUCACUACAGUCAUCUGCUGUCCCGUCCCAACUAAUCCCUUUGAGAAGGCAUGCUCGUAGGCAUAAACUUGGACCAUUGCUUAUCGAGGGAAUUCCGGUUAUUUUCUCACCUGUAAACAGCGAGUCUGAGGAGUACGUAAGCACUUAUCAGAUUGAACUCCUCAAUUGUAUGGAGUCCAACACGGUGUUCGUGCAGCUCGAAUUACCCAAACCACCGUUCCAUGUAGUCAAACCAGUACAAACAAGAUUUCGUAUAAUUCCCAAACGAUGGGUUCGCGUUCAACUGGCCUACCGUCCCACUGAAGUAGGGAGUGCCAAAUCUAUUCUGGGCAUACAGACAAUGACCCUACCAAGCAACGGCCCUGAUACAGAGGGGACAAGAAUCACUGGCGAUGCAACUCCAUCCGAACUAUACAGGACAGAAAUCCCACUAGCUGGUUUUAUGCGAUAGCCCGAACAGAAACGAUAUCUGCCUCCCCCCCCCGUGUACAGUACUCAUCUUGAUGUCGAAUUUUACACCCGUUUUUAAUAAGCCAGUAUGUG